AAAAGACUAGCUAAAAUCGCCGCGUGAUAAAUCAAAACAAACCACAGUCAGUCUUUGGCAAAGAAGAUCGAUUCUUGGGCCAGCCGAUUGAUCAAGGAGUUACCAUCAUGAGCGUUCCAAACAAACUCUUGACCCUUGUGCUGAUCCAUCAGAAUACCCGGCUCCUGCUUGGGAUGAAGAAACGAGGGUUUGGUGUCGGGAGAUGGAGCGGCUUUGGUGGGAAGGUGCAACCAGGGGAGACCAUCUUGGAGGCAGCAGAGAGAGAAUUGCUUGAAGAAAGCUGUGUCAAAGCACCAGACAUAAAGCACAUUGGACGCAUAGACUUUGAGUUUGUCGGUGAACCACAGAUCAUGGAAGUACAUUACUUCAAAGCAACUGUGUUUGAAGGAGAGCCAGCUGAAACAGAGGAGAUGAGGCCGCAGUGGUUUGACAUAGAUUCCAUUCCCUACGAUAGGAUGUGGUCUGAUUAUGUCCGAUGGUUCCCAUUAAUGCUAAAGGGGUCGAAGUUCAAAGGUUAUUUCAAGUUUGAAGGCAUGGACAAAUACCGGGAUUACAACCUAGAAGAGCUGGACCAAAGUACUGAGAUACAAAGCUCAUAUGACCCAACUCUUCCCUCUGAGGUGGACUAAGAACUGAAAUACAUUCCUCAACAGGGUGAGCAGACUAAUGGAUUGUCAUCAGCUGAAAGGCAAUCUGUAUUUAUAAAUGCACUCUACAUCAUUGAUUUUGUUUCAUAGUCAAAGUGUUCUUUUCUCUCUUCUCAUUUUGCCUGAGAACUAAUAUAUUCUCACUUGUGCUGCAUUCCAAUGAUAAUGAUUAUCUGUGAUGAAGGAAAAUUGCACCGAUAGUAACACUUACAUACUGACUCUGUCUCAAGGUUACCCAUCCUCAAACUUUUCGUGUUCUAAUAUCACUUCUUCAAUUUUUUAAUAUUUAUGUACAGUAGGGUAUGGUAUCCUGCAACAGUUUUCAAAACUUUUUUUGUGUUUUGCCCAUGUUGAAAUUUAUUGCAAAGGAUCACAGUAAUUUAACGCAUAACUCCAAACCAAGUCUGCAGCUUUUUACCAGUAUAUACUUCUUAAAUUUCUUUACUCUGUUACAGAAGAGCUUAGACAGGAUUUAUUUGAUUUAUUUCAGACUUUUUCCACACUCGCAGUUGGUGUCUGUGUCGUCAGUGUAUCCCCAUUUUUGCAUGUUGUAGUUACAUCGCCCCACCCCUGUGCGAAGCCUAUUGAGGGACUUCCACGUCUUCCAGUCACAUGUAUGGCCAGGGGGCAGCUGUUCCUUGAUCAGGAUUGGUAGCUUUUCGUGAUGGUAGUUUUCACGACGUUUCUCUUCCCACAAGAUCACUCUGGUUGAAUGAGGAGGUUGUGACACUGGCUGGACUGUAUGAAGGAAGCUCUUCCUUGACUUCAGGCGGGUAGGGGCCGGUUGAUGCGAGUACAGGGGAUGGCGGGUGUCCUCAACUUGUCUGCUGCGUUCAGUCCUACUUGCAACUUUUAUGCGGACAUCGGAUGGAGCAAUGCCGGCCAGGGUGUGCAAGAAUACGGUCUAUGGAGAACACGGAUAUGUGCCACAUUGAUAACUACUUAGAGAUCCCCUCCUGUCUCCUGCAGACCAGUUUUCUUCUUCACAUUCUUCCUAAUGUUCUACAUCUUUUCGCUGGCAUGCUUAUUGAAGAGAGCCUCAGUACACCCUGGAAAUGAAGCUCUAACAAAGUCUCGAAUGGCUUUAACUUUUGCUGCUGGAAGGGCUGGCCUCUGUGUUUCGGCUUCCUUGUGCAAGUUGCAUUUGGUUCCUAAUAGGGAAUGUGCAACCGGCACUUCCUUCCCGAACACCUUCAGCAUUAUGUCAUUAACCAUGGCGCUCGGAUUGCUAGAAGCAAGGACGGCAACCUCAUCCUUGCUAAUCAAAGAGUCUCCAGAUUAUGUGUUCAGGUCUUUCUGUAAUGUGACAAAUGCCUGAGGUUCUCCACUACAUUUGGGCUUCAAUGGGAUGGGGCUUGGGCAAGGACUGGCCCCUGGGAUGGGGCUGUGGCUGGCACUCGGGAUGGGGCUUAAUGAGCUAGCACUGGGCCUGGGGCUGGGGCUAGAGCUUCUAACUGCCUGAAGUAAAGUAGGCAACUCUUUUAUGAUGGCAAUAGAGCACCUGAGUGCUUUGUUUUCCUCCUCUAAGCUCUUGUGGCUGCUGAGGCCACAUGUAGGCUCCACCCUGGGCUCAGCCGAUUUCUUUUUCUCCAUGAGCCGCUCCAUGAUGCUCUCCGCAUUUGCCUUUUCUUUGGCAGCUAUCGUCUUUUCCUUCUCCUAGUCUAUCUUUUGGGGGCUGGGCCCUCAUCAUAUUCCUCUUCUGAGGAAUCGGAAGCAAGCCUUGUGCUCCUUAUCGUGGCUCUUAUUCCUCUCCCGAGAGGACUGUGUGUUGUUUUAAUAUCUUUUCCAAAGAGUGCUGUCUCCAACCAACAGAACAGUGGUCGGGUAACUUGUCAGUGGCACUGUAGCUGCUUGUCCUUUCUUCUUCUUAAUCUUAUUGACAUUGUUGGUGUUGCAGUAGGUGACGUCCUUGUCAUCUUUGAAGUUGAAUGCAUCGUUCUUCAGUUUGUGUCGCGCAUCUUUUGGAAAUUCAAGGAAUUGCGUCUCCACUAUGUCAACUCCUAAUUCCUUGCCGAAAUCUAAUAACACCCACUUUUGCUCCAUUAUUGCCUAUUGGAUUGACCAGACCAAGAUGAUAUAGCUAAUUAAUAAUGGAUUUCUAAGAAGUAAGAUGACUCAAACGGGUCAAACUUCCAUUUCAAAGCUUACAUUUGAACACCCCGAUGAAGAACUGGGCCCUGUUUCAUAAAACUUGUUAUCAAUAACAAUUUAUAAUACCUGUUAUAAGCUACUGAAAUCAUGACAUUUGAUUGGCUGAGAGCAAAUUUUGUUAUAGAAUGUUUUGAUUUGUUAUCGAUAACAAGUUUGAUGCAAGAGAGUCCUGGACUCCACGCAGUUGCAGCAUCACUGCUAUGGGGAAUGGUUUAGAAAAACCUUACUAUCUUAAAUGCUAAAAGUAUGCAUUUCCAAUAUUCAUUACCCUCAUUAGGGCAAUUUUUUCCUUCUGAAGUCCUCCAUACUCAGUUUUUGCACCAAGGAUGUUUUAUACAGGUAAGAAUCCUGUAUCAACUUUGAGAUCAUGGAAAGGAAAUUGCAGAUUUUGACUUUCAAAUACCUUACUUCUUUCUUAGAUACAAUUUUUAACUGCAUUUAAUGUUUUUGUUAUGUUCCUUUUAAAGUGGAAUAAUGAAGCAAUGCAAAUAUAAGGUGUUGAUGACUAUUACAUAUAUUUUAUUUCAUAAAUCAUAUAAUUCUGACGGACAUUUACAUUCUAAAUUCAAUAUAUAAAGCUCCACUGCAUAGCUACUUGCACCCUCUAUACAGCCGACAAUGCCUAAGCGGUACUCGUUGAUCCCCACGAUGCCCUUUUUCUAAUGUUAAUUAAGAGCUGAUUUGAUGAAAUAGCCACCUGCCAGUGACCCUGCAGGGAGGUCUUAUCUUUCCAUGCCAAACUAGUGCAGAGGGGUUUUAACAGUCAGUGUAUUUAUAAAUCAUCACCAAAAUAAAUACAAUGGUGUACAUCAAGAAUGUGUGUAAACUUGAAAGAAACAUUAUUUCAUAGUUUCUGCACAAUGAUGAUAUUUCAUAGUAAUUGAUUGAUAUCUUGGAGCUAUUUUUAACUUUAAUAUUCCUUUAAUUUCAAUGUUAUUGAAUAUGUCUUUGGUGUUAUAAGAUAAACCUGCAGACAAUAUUAGUCAAGUUAUGAGUCAGUGAUAUGGUUGCAUUUGACCAUCAUUACACAUACUAUUUAAAACACAUAAUGAAUUCCUUCAAAAAUACAUGUAUGUAUGAACCUUGACCAGAUAUUCUCAGAAUUACCUCUUUUUUUCUUCAUCAUUAUUAGGACAUGUUUCCUUGACCAUUGAUGUAGUAACCAAAGGAAACCAUUUGUAUCAAAGAGAUGUAUACAUUUUUAUAACUAUUAAAUGUGUAAAUGCGCAUCAUUUUACAUUUCAUGUUUUACUCGUUUUAAUUAUACACUUAGCACUUAGAUAAUGACAAAUAAAAUCAAGCUAUAAACAGA
Messenger RNA from Strongylocentrotus purpuratus (purple sea urchin), 4110 nucleotides. RefSeq names its product 7,8-dihydro-8-oxoguanine triphosphatase-like. Bases 108 to 629 code for a protein of 173 amino acids. Gene Ontology annotation, molecular function: 8-oxo-7,8-dihydroguanosine triphosphate pyrophosphatase activity. Gene Ontology annotation, biological process: DNA protection. The transcript has 5 exons. NCBI's taxonomy places the organism in Eukaryota, Metazoa, Echinodermata, Echinoidea, Camarodonta, Strongylocentrotidae. The record is from RefSeq and is a predicted model, not a curated record.